Molecule: messenger RNA, 2694 nt
Organism: Colletotrichum lupini
Lineage: Eukaryota; Fungi; Ascomycota; Sordariomycetes; Glomerellales; Glomerellaceae
Exons: 15
Coding region: 1-2694 (897 amino acids)
Cellular component (GO): membrane
Source: RefSeq, a predicted model, not a curated record
AUGUCGAUGCCCCAGAUACUUAUGCGGCGGAAGCUAGACCUGAGUCUCAAACCGCCGACCGUGUCGACAAUUGACACCCACCAUCUCGUGGCUUUUGCUCGAGACGAGUUUGUGUUAACGGCUCGCCUCUCCGGCCUCAUUUUUAUUUGCGACACCCUUGACAUGGCUGGAACAGGGGAAGGCGAGAAGAGACGAGAGCCAAGAAAAGACGAGAUGAACCGAGGAGCCUCAUCGGGUUCGGUCCAAAAGCCCCUGACGCUGACUAUAGAGCUAGUCUGUGCGAGCAACCACCGCGCUUUUGAUGGAAUGACGACGGAGCUUGCUGGGCAGUUCAUGGGGCGCGUCUUGGGCCGGUUAUUUUACAGACACAACCCAACGGCCGAUGCCAUGCGGCCCGUUGUGACCUCCUCAACUCCAAUAAAAGCCCAAAACGGUCCGCUGACGAUUUCUCCUGACCCAAUGAUACGGGACGAACCAGAUUACCACAUCUCGCUCGGUGGCUCAUACAACUGCAAUUGCAAUGGGAAUACGACCCCACAACCUUCCGGGGGGCUCAUGUGGGACUUUGACAAGUUUCUUCCCGUAUUACCGUCGCCAAGGGGUCGCUCACGUCACGAUAGCCAUUGUGGCUCCUGUGGGAUUGGGCCAUCGAUCUCCUCUACAUUUCGACCCCUCGCGGUGAAAUUUCACCGUGGACAAAUAUUGGCUUCGCAGUGGCUCCUUCAAGGGUCGGAAAGUGGCGGCCGUAUUUGUAUCGCGCUUCUCCUUCGCAACGCAAGCGCGGAAAUGACGGGCAUCCACGAUUCAGCGCAUCUUGCACGACAAGCGCGGCUGCAAGGCCUGUCCUGGUUUCGAUCCCGUCAUACCGCCGUUCGUGCGGUGCCCCUUGUGUCACCUUCGGCCUGGAAGUCUGGGACACCUGUCGAUCGACGGUCGGUUCAUCUGGAGAUCGAUCUACAAUCUGCUUACCAAAGGGAACGGCAAUACAGCAACGGCGUGAUGGACUACGGAUACGUGGUGGCCAGAAACCAAAAGCAGUCGCGCCAGCCGAGCCACAAUGGCUAUGGGCUCUCUCAGCUGAUUAUUCGAGGAUACCUUCUCACUGAUUUAGCGGGAGGAGGACCCAAAACACACGGUGGCAUUCUUUACCUGUCUGCUCAGCAAAUCCGGUUCAGCUAUUCUCGGCUGACCGUCUUACUCGCUAAAGUCGAACCCCAAGUUUGGGGAGGGAGACGCUUAAAACCCACGGUUUCCCCCCUUAUGCUCCCGUUGACAUCGUACAUGAACCCCCCACAUCAUCUCCGGCUAACUGCAGCAACGGUCAAGACCCUCUUUGGUGACCAGGUUCCUCGGCCACAAAAGCGGAUAGAAGAACCAAAAAAAGAGGUGUCGGCAUCGGCCAUACCUAUCGUGGAGCCGUCGGUACCUGUGUACAGCCUUGGUAGACCUUUAUGUCCAUGGUUGUCGAAUCAGUUCAUUCUUCAAUGGGGUCGCAAGCUGGCAUCGACAGGAAGAGAAAUAACAACAACAACAAUAACAGAAGAUACAGUAGAUAGCACCCAACUGUUCACAGUCGCGAACAUCAUCAACGAUUAUUACUCUGUAUCAAUAAUCGUACGGUCUCCCGCAUCAACAUCCGGCACGCGACAUCCCCGCCGAGCGGAGACCAUCCCUGCGAACCAACGACCCGCGCCGAAAGCCAAGGCCCACGUUCAAAAUCCUCUUGGGUCCUCGAGCAAUUGCCCCGUCCUUCUAGCUCAACUCCAAAACUUCAUCAUCAUCACGAUGUUCGCUGCAUUCCGCUUCGGGAGGGAUCUUUGGGAUCCUUCUCACCGCUUCGAGACCUCAUGGCUGCUUUCUCCCUAUCUGUUGGCCGCGUGUCGAGCGCUAAUUGACCCUUCGUGCAUUGUGGUGUCUGGCAAUGUCGUCACCAUCCUCUCAGCGCGCAAAUGCCCCUUUAACCACCACCAAACAAGUCUGUACAUCUUUGUCGUCCGCUUUUUCGUCAUCGGUUGGACCUGUACUCACGCCGAAGAUGGCGGGUGCAAGGUCGUCGGCCAGAGCUUUUCCUACUUCACUGUUCUGACCUACUGGGGACUCGCAUUUUACUUCCUCAUCUCGGCCAUCCACACCUUCACGUACGCGCACUCUGGGACCCCGCUGCUCGACCGCUUCCCGCGACCCCUCCAGGCCCUGCACGCCUUCUACUACAGCACCAUCGUCACCUACCCCUUCAUCGUGACCAUCGUCUACUGGGCCAUCAUCUACUCGGCCCCUUGGUACACCGAGCAAUUCGAGGCCUUUAGCAACAUCUCCCAGCACGGCCUCAACUCGGCUUUUGCCCUCUUUGAGAUCGUCAUCCCGCGCACCAGCGCCGCCCAGCUCGAGUGGGUGCACAUGCUCUGGCUCAUCAUCGUCCUCGCCCUGUACCUCGCGCUCGCCUACGUCACCUACUACACACAGGGCUUCUACACCUACGACUUCCUCAACAUCGACAAGAACGGCAGCGGCAAGGUGGCGGCGUACAUUAUCGGCAUCGCGGUGGCCGGUAUCGUCUUUUAUCUCAUUGCAAAGGGCCUCAUCUGGUUGAGGGAGUGGAUCACGGAGAAGAAGCUGGGCAUGGACGGCAAGUUUGCCCAGCAGCGCUUCCGCAACUACGACACGGAGCUGGGCACCAUCACCUCCAAGCACUGA